Plectropomus leopardus (leopard coralgrouper) is the source of this 1222-nucleotide messenger RNA. Lineage: Eukaryota; Metazoa; Chordata; Actinopteri; Perciformes; Serranidae. The record is from RefSeq and is a predicted model, not a curated record.
AGGGAGAAGGAGGAGGGACGCCUGUCUGUCCGCCUGCGAAAAAGGAAUACAGAGAUGACCCUUUCCAUCAGGGUCAUGUUCCCUGGCUGCACAGCUCCAACCCCGGUCUGGAGAGAGUGAGCGCCAUAGUGUGGGAGGGAAACGAGUGCAAGAAGGCCGACAUGUCCGUCCUGGAGAUCAGCGGCAUGAUCAUGAACAGAGUGAAUCUCUACACUCCUGGUAUUGGUUACCAGAUCUUUGGGAACCUGGUUUCAGUGACGCUCGGUCUCACGCCUUUUGCGUACAGGCUGGCUCAGUACCGUGACUUGGAUCAGCUGACCACGCUCUCAGCCAAUGAGCUGCUGUCUGUCGCCCUGGGUGGCGGAUCUGGAUCAGACGCCUUGGUCAUCACCAUGGUAACCCUUAGCUUCGUGGUACGCGUUUGCCUUAUAUGGCUCUUCUUCUUCCUGCUCAGCGUAGCAGAGAGGACCUACAAACAGAGGCUACUGUUUGCCAAGCUGUUUGGUCACCUGACUUCAGCCCGCAGAGCCAGGAAGUCUGAGGUCCCCCACUUUAGACUGAAGAAAGUUCAAAACAUCAAGAUGUGGCUGUCGCUACGCUCCUACCUCAAGAGACGGGGUCCUCAGCGUUCAGUGGAUGUGAUUGUGUCGUCUGCCUUCCUGCUCACUCUGUCUGUUGUCUUCAUCUGCUGCGCUCAGUUGCUGCACGUCCAUGAAACGUUCCUGGAGUGUCACUAUAACUGGGAGCUUGUGAUCUGGUGCUCCAGUCUGUCUCUGUUCCUGCUCAGGUUCGUCACUCUGGGCUCCGAGACCAGCAAGAAGUACAGCAACACCUCCAUACUGCUCACUGAACAGAUUAACUUGUAUCUGAAGAUGGAGAAGAAGCCAAACAAGAAAGAGGAGCUGACGCUGGUCAAUAACGUCCUAAAACUGGCUACCAAACUACUCAAGGAGUUGGAUACUCCUUUCAGGUUGUAUGGUUUGACUAUGAACCCUCUGCUCUACAACAUCACCCAGGUAGUCAUUCUGUCCGCAGUGUCAGGAGUCAUAUCUGACUUAUUAGGAUUUAACCUGAAGGUAAGCAUGAGUGUCUGAUACAAGGGAUAGCUACAUAAAAUUAGCUAUUGCAAGAAAAAUCAUGAAAAUAAGUCUCAGUAUAUCAUGCCAUCAUAAAUCAUGAAAAAUGCUUCCCGGUAUAGUAUGCCGUCAAAAAUCAUGACAAA